AUGAAAACAAGAUGCAAGUAUCAUGUCAAACAGCCAAAUGUGCUGUGGCACAUUGACAGCCACCACAAGCUGAUCCAGUGGGGAAUUGUCAUCCAUGGGUUUAUCAAUGGCUUUUGCCACACAGUACAUCUAUCUCCUUCUCAAGUUUGUCACAUUUGUUGA
Molecule: messenger RNA, 162 nt
Organism: Pisolithus orientalis
Lineage: Eukaryota; Fungi; Basidiomycota; Agaricomycetes; Boletales; Pisolithaceae
Exons: 1
Coding region: 1-162 (53 amino acids)
Source: RefSeq, a predicted model, not a curated record